Molecule: messenger RNA, 1420 nt
Organism: Suillus paluster
Lineage: Eukaryota; Fungi; Basidiomycota; Agaricomycetes; Boletales; Suillaceae
Exons: 2
Coding region: 251-967 (238 amino acids)
Source: RefSeq, a predicted model, not a curated record
UAGGGGGGGACUCUGAAUCGGAGGACAUCGGGAGCAACCAAGCUUGAAAGAAGUGGAGACAUAGCAGAGAAUUAUUUUGUAUCUGGCCGAGGCAGAAUGGAGAGAGAAAAUGACUGCUGAACACUGACGUGAGGCAGACAUCAAGAACAUGACGUGACGACUUUGAAGCUAUAUCGGGUUAGACGUGUAACCAGUCUGGACUACGUCUUUGAGAUGUUAAGAGCUUGACGUGGCUACGCCAUACUUGUCCAUGGUAGUAUACGGCAGGCUAAGUGCCUCUACGACAUCUGCUAAACCAACGAAGAACAAUUACCCCAAAGGUGUUAAAACGCAUACAAUACACUACCCGUCACGCACCUCAACUCUCGCAGCACAAAUUGAUGUCCCUACCUUCCAAGCCUCAUUGUCUGCUGUGGUUGAUGAAAUGCGUUCCUUGGCACGCGCGACCCGCCCAUUCUUGCCGAGCGGCAAACGUUUCUCGUCUGUGCCGAACGGCGUAAGACUUGAGCUGUGGGUAGUGGGAGGGAUUGAAGUUCUCCCAGUAGGAUAUGUAUUUAAACUCCCUGCGGUGUAUACAUUCGAGAUUCUCUCGGUGAUGCGUGACCUUGAGCUCCUGAAUAUAGGUAUAGAACUCGAGCUGUCUGGAGGUGGUUUAUGCACGGCAUUGCGGGGACGAGGAUGGUUACUUGCGGUGCGGAUACGUUUGGCGGUUACAGCAGGCGCUAUUGUCCUGGCGUCUAUCUGCAACACCAGUCGUCGACUUGCCGGGUUAGCGCACUGUGUGCUUUGUCCUGCGUUGCGCACUCGCUUGUUGUUGUUUCACUUUGUUCCUGGUGCGGUAGCGAACGAUGAAUGGUGGGGAGAAGAACCGGGGAGGGAUUCGUCUGUAGAGGAUCCGUUCAUCGGAAAGGGGAAAGUUGGGAAAGAGCCUAGAGCGGAGGAGGGUGCAUUUCUCUUGGGGCUUUGAUCUGAACCUAAAACAAUUGGUCUCGUUGUUGGUCAAUACCCACAGAGGUUCAACUACGUCUUCUGUAUCCGGUCACGUUCAUUCUUGUGGAGAGCUCCGUGCGUCGUUUCAGUGCGCGAUGUAUCCAUGAGGGAUAUAAGCUGCCAUAUUGAGAGUUUGUUCAGGAGGGAUCGAGACGUUCGAUAGAGGAAGAUGUGAUCAAGUUUGGCUUCUCUUUCUUCCUCAUGCUUCUGAGAGCGACUUGGUGUUGCUGGUGGCACUUCGACAGCGGUAACGUGGUGCACGGUGGAGGAAGGAGGAGCUUGACGAAAUGAAGGAGAAUCUGAAUUGAAACUCCCAAAAUGCGUAUAGAAGCAAUUACAGCUCUUUGCAUAAAGGAUGGCACCGGCGUGAAAUUUUGCUCAUUGUACACUCACACCCCCUGUAAUUCAUUAUCAUCAUGCCCUUUAUAAC